AUGGUGUUCAUGGCAAAGUACCUUGUUAGGGCCUUCUCUACAUCUUUGGGACGCCAUAGCCCCAUCAAGACUGUCGCAAUAAUUGGUAGUGGGUUGAUGGGUUCUGGAAUUGCUCAAGUGGCCGCAGCAAAUGGCCAUACAGUCACAGUUGUGGACCAGACAGACGAAAUUAUUAACAAAGCCACAGCCGCCAUUAAGAAAAGUCUUGGGCGAGUAGUCAAGAAGAAGUUUCCUGAUGACCCUAAAGCUCAGCAGACGUACAUCAGUGAUGUCAUGAGUCACCUGACGUUGCAGACAGAUGCUAAAGCUGCUGUGAAAUCUGCAGACCUAGUCAUUGAAGCCAUUGUAGAGAAUUUAGAAAUUAAAAGAAAACUGUUUGCAUCCCUUGACAAAGCUGCACCUCCAAAUACAAUAUUUGUUAGCAAUACAUCAUCAAUUCCCAUCAGAGAUAUUGCUACAGCCACCAAUAGGCUAGACAGAUUUGGUGGUCUGCAUUUCUUCAAUCCUGUGCCAGUUAUGAAACUAGUUGAGAUUAUUAGACUCCCAGAAACAACUGAUGAAACGUUCACUGCACUUGAGUCUUUUGGGAAAGCUCUAGGCAAGAAGACUGUCCAAUGCAAGGACACUCCGGGUUUCAUUGUCAACCGACUACUUGUGCCUUACAUGUUGGAAGCAGUUCGACUUGUAGAAAGAGGUGAUGCGACUCCACAAGACAUAGAUGUGGCCAUGAAGCUGGGAGCUGGGUAUCCAAUGGGACCGUUUGAACUUUUGGAUUAUGUGGGGCUGGACACAACUAAAUUCAUUGUUGAUGGUUGGCAUCAAAGAGACCCAGACAACCCACUGUACAGGCCCUCAGAGAUCUUAAACAAACUGGUGGCCGAAAACAAGCUGGGCAUAAAGACAGGCCAGGGUUUUUACUCUUACAAUAAUAAAUAA
Molecule: messenger RNA, 936 nt
Organism: Candidula unifasciata
Lineage: Eukaryota; Metazoa; Mollusca; Gastropoda; Stylommatophora; Geomitridae
Source: the annotation of a GenBank genome assembly